Messenger RNA from Phyllopteryx taeniolatus (common seadragon), 2666 nucleotides. RefSeq names its product solute carrier family 25 member 1a (gene slc25a1a). Gene Ontology annotation, biological process: mitochondrial citrate transmembrane transport. The transcript is spliced from 9 exons. The record is from RefSeq and is a predicted model, not a curated record. Bases 93 to 1121 code for a protein of 342 amino acids. Lineage: Eukaryota; Metazoa; Chordata; Actinopteri; Syngnathiformes; Syngnathidae.
GUGGUCCCUUCACUGACCCACUGCCUUGCAUACUGACACCAACCCCAGCCAGUCUGUUGUUGUUGUCGUUGAAGCGGCGCCUUCUCUCCAGCAUGCCGCUCGACAAGCUCUCUCCCCCGGGUGAAAACGGCGACAGCAGCGGCCGGCGGCCGAGAGCUUGUGGCGGCUCGACGCCCUCGCCUCCGCCGGCCCUGAGGUGCUCGUACGUGGCCAGGAGUCUGGCGGCGGCGGCAGUGGGGGGUAGGAAGAUGACGCAUCCCGGGAAGGCCAUCCUAGCAGGUGGGAUUGCGGGCGGAAUCGAGAUUUGCAUCACCUUCCCGACAGAGUAUGUCAAGACUCAGCUGCAGCUGGAUGAGCGAGCCAACCCGCCGCGUUAUCGGGGCAUCGGUGACUGCGUAAAGCUGACCGUGCAGGAUCACGGUCUCAGAGGCCUGUACCGAGGGCUCAGCUCGCUGCUCUAUGGCUCCAUCCCCAAGUCGGCAGUUAGAUUUGGCACCUUUGAGAUCCUCAGCAAUCCAAUGCGGGACGCCACGGGCCGGCUGGACAACACACGAAGCCUCCUGUGCGGCUUGGGGGCGGGCAUCGCCGAGGCCAUCGUCAUCGUGUGCCCCAUGGAGACUCUCAAGGUGAAAAUGAUCCAUGACCAGUGCUCGAUGAGGCCUCGCUACCGGGGUUUCUUCCACGGUGUCAGCGAGAUUAUCAGAGAGCAAGGUGUCCGGGGGACCUAUCAAGGUCUGACGGCGACCGUGCUCAAGCAGGGAACCAAUCAGGCCAUCCGAUUUUAUGUGAUGAACGCGCUACGCAAUUGGUACAAAGGGGAUGAUCCCAGAAAGGAAAUGCACCCGAUCGUCACGGCCAUGUUUGGAGCCACAGCGGGGGCCGCCAGCGUUUUCGCCAACACACCUUUGGACGUGGUCAAGACGAGAAUGCAGGGUCUGGAUGCCCAUCGCUACAAGAACACGGUGGACUGCGCCUUCCAGAUCCUCAAGCAGGAAGGACCCCAAGCGUUCUACAAAGGGACCAUUCCCCGGCUGGGCCGUGUGUGCUUGGACGUGGCCAUCGUCUUCGUUAUCUACGAGGAGGUGGUCAAGCUGCUCAACAACGUGUGGAAGACCCAAUAAGAGGACCUAAGAGGAUCCCCUAAAAGAAGACUGGCAAAAACCUCUGGAAAUCACCAGACCAGAUAUUUCCACGUCGCUUUAGGAACACUUUCCAGCACUAAAACAUGGCAAUGGAGGAUUGUUAGUGCAAGAGCGAAGUUUAUUAAAAAAAAAAAAAAAAAAGACCAAUCACUUUAAGCGACCACAGGUUUUAAGGCACUUGAGUGGAGUCCAAAAAAGUGAUAAAUUGGUAGACAAAAGACAAAAUCUCUGUGGUAAAGUUUUUUUUCACUUGAGAGAUCAGAAGUGAUGUUGGACCUGCUAGUUCAUCGUUGAGGAAUUCUUCCAUACCAAACUCAUCCAGGCACACCUUGAUGGACCUUGUGCACUGUGAACAGUAAAAAAAAAGGGAGGGGGGGGGGGGUCUCCUAAACCCCACAUGGGUAGAUGCAUACAAUAGUCCAUACCUUCUUGGUAAGAGGAAUAAUUAAGAGUCAGUGGUCUAGUUAAUUCCUUUGACUGUCCCAAUGCUUUGGUACAUUAUGUUUUUACCUUCUAUUAAUUAUACUGUACGUAGGGUGGGGGUGAGCGCUUAGUACUGAAACCACAAAUGUGUCUUUUGGUUUGGGAAAGACAUAAAAAAUGGUGGCACAGUUUUAAACACGCACACGAAGUCCAGCUGUCUUGCUCAACGCUAACAGACUUUUUGUCACAGCUAAAUUGAUUUGAUGCUGCAUUUUUGGUGAAAUUGUUUUGUUAGCCACAUGCUAAGUCAAGCGUUUGAUGCUAACAGGCCUGUUGUUGAGACUUACAUAUGAAGCUUAACCCCAGAAGCUAUUUAGCACACACAGCUUUAAGAGCUCACUUUUUAAUCACUGGUAAGUUGAUUCACGUUGCUUUUUUGGGGGUGCAAAACUGUCCGUUAACCUCAUGCUAAGUCCAUCUGUUUCGUUCAUUGUCACGCUAUUCUGAUGAACUGUAUCCUAGAAAGCUAAUUAGAUCCGACUUUUUGUCAUCGAAAAGUUGAUUGACAUUGCAAAAUUGUCAGUUAGCCACAUGCUAAGUCCAUCUGUCUCAUUCGACGCGAAUAGGAUCAUUGUAGUGCUGAUCCGACACGUAGGCCAAAUAUUUGUAGUAGCCAGUUAGCACUUAGCGUUAAGAUUUCACACCAUUGACCUUAUUAUCAUGGGUUUUUAUGUUUUCUAAAUGUUAUCAAUUUAACUGAAUUGUUUUAUACACUUAUGAUCCUCAUUCUAGUUUCAUGUAUAUAAGAACAUCUAAGGGGUUGGGGAGGUGAGCACACAUUUGAGAGGCUUACUGUGGAAACAAAUUAGUAUCGAAAACCACUCUGCCUUACACAGAAAGCCUUUUGAGUCUUUUUUUUUUUUUUUUUUGCCAAACUCCAAACAUGAGACGCCAUUAUGCAUCUGAAUGUUGUUUCCAAUUGUGUGUGUGAGUGUGUGACUAACCUGUGCAAUCGUUUCGACUGUUAAAAAAAAAAAAAAAGAAAUCAGGAAACAAACUGAUGUUUUCACGGUGUAAUAAACGUUGCUGGUGUGGAAAAUC